Messenger RNA from Auxenochlorella protothecoides, 4722 nucleotides. RefSeq lists its product as hypothetical. Lineage: Eukaryota; Viridiplantae; Chlorophyta; Trebouxiophyceae; Chlorellales; Chlorellaceae. Bases 1 to 4722 code for a protein of 1573 amino acids. The transcript has 10 exons. The record is from RefSeq and is a predicted model, not a curated record.
AUGCUCACCCUGCAGGAGGCAGCCCGGCUGCGCGUCGCUUCCGAGUUCGAGCGAGCCAGCCUGCGGCAGCGCGCUCUUCUCCGCCGCGCCGUCCUCCAGGAGCUGCUGCGCUGCACGGAUGCUGAGUUGGCGGGCCUCCAGCGCGAUGGAAUGUCGGGCGCGGAGGCGGUCCAAGACUCGGUGGCCUCGUACCGCGAGGGACGGCUGGCCACCCUGCACGAGCGCGCGAUGCGCGCGAUGCGCGAAAUGGGCGCCGAGCAGGGGUCCCUGCCGGCGCCAGCGCCGGCAGGGACCGACCAGGAUGGCCGGCGUGCUGCCAGGUCACGCAGCCGCACGCCGUCACCUGCUGCGCGGCUGCCCAGACCGCGCGCCCUCCCCUGCGCCAGCGUCGUGUCGGCCGUCUCCUCGACCCGCGGCGCGGCCGUGGCGCGAUCAGCCGGCGAGGGCGGGGCCACGCCGCAUGCUCGCGCGCUGGCUGGUGCCGCUGGGGUGGCCACCGAGAGUGGCGGCGAAGAGCCGGCCAUCGUGGUGCUCUCCGGCGACAGCGAUGGCGCUGACCAUGCGCCGAGCUCUGCCACAGAGGAGUUGGCAGAGGUCAGCCCGGGCCCCGCGCUGCCGUCGGUGGACAUGUCGAUCUCCAGCGCCGACGUGGCCGGGGCGUCCAUCGCCGACGUGCUUGGGGCGCCGCUCGCCGAUGCCCCUGGGGCCACGCCCAUGAGGCCGGCUGAGCCCGUCGCCGCCCUCGUCUUGCGUACCAGCCCCUCCCUGGCGGCCACCCUGGACCUCUCGGCCGGCGGCGGCGACGGGGCCUCCGAGCCAGAGGAGGGCGAGGGGAGGGCCGCCGCCGCCGCCGCCUGGCAGCGUGGAGGGACGGCGGCCGGGGCCUACGGUACCAUGCACUCUUACGUGCCGACAGUCGCCCACUCGCCCGCGGCCUUCAUCUGGGGAUCGGGCCGGGCGCCGCCGGUGCCCGUGCCGGUGCCCAUGCCGGCGCCCUCCGCCACGACCCUGGCAUCCCGUGCGCCGUGCUCCGUGCAGGAGGAUCGACCGAGUGCCCCAGCAGGGCCCCCCUCCGGCGCCGCGCCGACGGAGCGGCGCAGCGAGGCUGCUGCGGGCCGGCCAAAGUUGUCGGUGCAGGACCUGCCGGCACAGCUGAACGUCAUCUUCAGGGACGCGGUGCGUGCCGAGGCUGCCGCCAGUGCGACCCCCUUCCCGGUCCGCCUCGUCGUGGCACGCAUGCAGCGCUCCCCCCAGCUGGCCUGCUGGGACCGCAGCAAGCACCCCAUCGGCCAGAUCGUGUGGGCACAUGCCCGUGCGGGCACUUUCAAGAUCGGCAAGGUAGGCGGCCUGCACCAGGUGACCGCGGUGCCGGGCGCAGCCGGGGUUGCCCCUGCGCGCGGGGCAGGAGCGGAGCAGGCUUGCCCGGCCGAGGGCACGCCCGCCGUGCCGGCGGGGCCGCCACCUCAGACGCUCGCCAUGCCGCUGGCGGCUGCGCCCUUUCCUUCGCCGGCCACUGAAGCCGGUGCCCCCGCGGCGGCCGCUGCUCAGGUCGCGGCGGCAGCUCCGACGGCUGCCUCCAAGCGCCUCGCUGGAGCAGGCCCAGGCGUCGAGCGUGCGCGGGAACUGGAGGCCGCGCCUGGCGCCAACGUGACCCCGAUCGCCGUGGACCCGGCCCCCGCACCUUGUCCCCAUGCGCCGAUGGCGCAGUACUGCAUGCGGCGCGACCUGGCUACUGCAGGGGGCGCCGUCCGCGUGCCGCCCUCCGUCAUCAAGCAGGUUGCGCUGGAGGAACCGGUGCCGGCCUACCGGCGCGGCGCGGCGCUGGGCGGGGCGCGGCCGGGGCCGGGGCCCCUGUUCACGGCGCCCCUCCUCUCAGCAGUAGCGCCGCUGGGCUGGCGGUGGCCUCUGCCCCUGCCGUACAAGCUCGUCCCCGGUGCGCCCAGGAGAAUUCUUUCGGCGGGGGAGGGGCCCCUGCUGAGCGACGUGCAGGGCACGGGCGGUGCAGAGGCAGGCGCCGUUGGGUCCCACGCUGGGCCUGGGGCGGGGCCGCCAGGCAUCUCCGCUGCCAGAGGCACCUCGGCCCGCUACUUCUCUGCGGGCUCGACGAGCGAAAGCGGGGAGUUGGGGGCCGCGGCGGGGGCUGCUGCCCGAGCCACCCCCCUUCCGCGACCCUCGGCCUCUGAGGAGGAGGUGCUGGCCUGGGUCGUGUGCUGCGCCCAGGACUGGGGUGAGGUGGCUGGGACCCCGGGGACCCCCGCCGCCACCAAGGCUGGAGGGCCAAGGGGUGAGGAAUUGGAGCGACUGGAGGAGGGCCAGGUCCGCGCAGGGCCCUGCGAGGCAGCCUUCCUGUCGGCGGCGCUCGCAUGCCUGGGAGUGAGCGGCGGGGCGCGCGCCGUGACGCAGGCGGCGCACCACCACUCGGGCGGGUCCGAGACCGAGGCCUGGCUGACGCCCGCCGCCCGCGACGCCGCGCUGGCCGUGCUGCGCUGCGGCAUCACGCAGUGCCCGGCCGCGGCACUGCUCUGGCCCCUGUACCUGCACCUCUGCCCGGAUUUGUCCCUCACCCUGAGCGCAGAGGCCCAGCUGCACAUGGACGGGCUGGGGCGGGUGCCGCCCUCCCACGCGGCUUUCGUUGCGCUGAGUCAGCGCCAGCGCACCCUGCAGGACACGCUGUGGGUGCUGGCCAAGGGCGUCUGCGCUCUGCUCCCAGGCCCCGCCGACGGGGCCGGACCCGGCCCGGGUCGGGGGCCUCGCGUCGAGUGGGCGCGGGCGAGCGCCGCCACAGACCUCGCGCUGCGCAUGCUGUGCACGGUCAGCAGUGCCUGCCAGCGCCCGGAGCAGCUGCAGGCGCUGCGUGGCUGGUUCCCUCCCCCGCUGGACCUCAGCGAGCGGAAGAAGGGCACGGGGAAGCGAGGCACGGCGCCUGCACAUCGCUGGGAGUGCUGGAAGCCGGCCAGCCUCACCCUGCGCUGCCUGGAGGAGGGGCUGGCCGAGUUCCUGGAUCUGAGGGCCACGCUGUGGUUGACCCUGGCGUCCCUGGCGGGCAACGCCGCCGUGCCUGCGAGCAUCGAGCAGGGACUGGGUCGGGAGCCUGCCGUCCCCAAUGUGUGCUGGGCUGCAGGGCAGCUGACAAAGGAUGCGUUCCUGCUGGCGAGCGGCGCCCUGCGCCACCUCGCCAUAGCCACGGAUGGGUAUCGGAAGAAGCGGUAUCGGGAGUGCAUGCAGGUGCCAGGCAUCAAGGCACGUAGCGGGCUGCUAUCGGCCUGCCUCUCCCUGGCCGUGCUCACCCGCGACCAGAAACUGGCCGGUGCGAUGGUCAGCAGCUGGCGCCUGCUGCUGCCGCCGCCCUCGGCCUCGGCCUACAUCUGGCGGCACAGGGUCUCGCACCCGGCGGCGAGCGUCCCCGAGGCGCCGAUCGCCGCGCGGGCGGCGGAGGCCGUGCUCGGGAGGGCGGGCGAGCUCUGGAUGAACUGGGCAUGUCGGCGCAAGGAUGGAGCCUCUGGCCCGCCGGACGCGCUGAUCUGGCUGACCACGCUGGCCUGCGUGACCUCGGUGGCGCACCCGACGGCCGGUGACGCCGGCAUUCCCGGCGCCAGCAACCCCAUGCUGCUGGCACUGUGGUCUGGGCUACUGGAUCCACUGUGUGCGGCAGCCGCGCUGACGGCGCUGGCGGUGGAGGCGGAGCCCGACCUGGCCGCCCGGGCGGCGGACAGGUGGAGGGCGGCGUGGGAGGGGCCUGCAGCGGUUGCGGCGGCUGUGGCGGCUGCCACGCCCGAAGCCGCCGAGGGCCCCCGGACCCCGCGCGGGAAGGCUGCCGACGGUGCAUCCGGGGGCGUGCAGAGCGAGGGCGUCGCGAGGCUGCUCCUGGGAGCCAGUCUGACCCCGGCCCUGCACCAGCUGCUGGACUGGGUGGGCCGGGACGGCGUGGGAGGGAUUCCAGACAGCCCCCCCGAGCCGGGGCAGGGCCGGGGAGCCUCUGCCCAUCAGGCCCUGUACCUGGGCGUGGCGGGCUGCCUGCACUGCCUGCUGGCAGGCAGGCACUCCCACUCUGCUACCAAGGACGACGCGGAGGAGCCGCGCUCCCCUGCCGCGUCCGCCUCGCCAAGCGGCGUGCUGGCCGCCCAGGAGGAGGCCGCCUGCUGGCUGCUCAGGUUGCACAGGCGGCCGAGCGGGUGCGCUGCAGCACUGAGGGGCGCCCAGCGCGCCCUGACUGCAGGGGAGCGGGUGCUGGAUGCGCCGGCGUGCUGGCCGUCGGAGGCACCCGGGCCACCCCUCCCCCCGCACCUGGCAGGGUCCAGCGGCCAGAUGGGCUCGCUCAGGCCCAGACUGAGUGCAGACGCCGGCGCGGCGCUGUCCAGUAUGUUCGGCGGCCUGCCCGAGGCCAGCCGCACGCAGCUGAUGGAGGAGCUGGUGAGGGAUGGAGGCGGCGGCCAUGCACCCACCGCCUGCGCCCUGGUUCCCACCGUAGUGCCCGGCCAGGCGGCGUUGAUCCUAGGGGGCGCAAAGAAGUCGGCCGUGAAGCUGGCCGACCUCUGCUCCAGCCUGGCCGCCCUGGAGCUGUCAGCAGCAGCCCUGUGCCUGCAUCCGCACAGCCGCCGGCUCUGGACCCAGCGACUGGGCCUGGUCAGGAGCCGGGGGCCGGGCGAGGGGGCCGGCGAGGACGUGGCGGCCCUGGCGGCCACCGUAGGGAUCGUGCUGGAUGGCGGGGCACCGCAGGGUUGA